Cornus florida is the source of this 919-nucleotide messenger RNA. RefSeq names its product myb family transcription factor PHL5-like. Lineage: Eukaryota; Viridiplantae; Streptophyta; Magnoliopsida; Cornales; Cornaceae. Gene Ontology annotation, molecular function: DNA-binding transcription factor activity. The record is from RefSeq and is a predicted model, not a curated record. The coding region runs from base 126 to 755 and encodes 209 amino acids. The transcript has 4 exons.
UGUAUUAAUUUGAAAGAAAUUGAGGUCCUCCAUAAUAUCUAUGUAUAUAUGUAUGUAUUUUUUUUUUCCUAAUUAUGUAUGUAUGUAUAUUAGCUUUAAAGCUAUGAAAAUUUGUUGAUUUGGUUAUGGGUGGUUGUUUUUUGUUUUUUCAGAAGUACAGGAUCUCAAAAUUCAUUCCAGAAUCAUCCAGUAGAGGCAAGUUUGAGAGGAGAAGCAUUUCAGAGCUACUGCCCAACUUCAGCACAACAUCCGGCGCUCAACUUAAGGAAGCGUUACAAACGCAAAUAGACGCACAAAGGCGAAUGAGUGACCAACUCGAGGUUCAAAAGAGCUUGAAGCUUAAAAUUGAAGCACAAGGAAGGUAUUUAGAGAGGAUCGCGGAGGAGUACAAAAACCGUUCAAAGGUUGCAAAGCCUAGCAAGCCGUUCUCUCCUACAUCACUACCUUCACUUUGUGAUGAAUCAGAAUCAAUCAUGAAGGAAUUUGAAUCCGAUUCAGAAUUCGACAGAGCUGAAAUAAGGAUGGAUGAAGAAUUUCGAGCUCAAAAGAGGCUUAGAGUAGUGGAGGAUGAUGUUUGGCAGCCGAGAUAUAAAUUUCCAUCACCGAGGAGUUCUGAAUCUUAUACUACAAAUCAAAACAUGAUUCUUGAUAGAGGUGGGAAAAUUUCAUAUCCAUCCCACGAAAUGAGCUUUCCUUGGAGUGUCACAGCCUGCCAAUCGCCUCUAAUUCCAGCUUUAUAUGAUUCUUAUAAUUAAUAUUCUGAUAAAAAGUAAAAAUAAAAGUUCCAAUGCUCUAUGACAUUGUUUAUUGAACAUUGAGAGUGAUAAUGUAUUGGGUGUUAAUUGAAGAUUUGUUGGUCAGAUUGUACUACAAAUAAAGACCAACUGUGCUGUAUAAUACUGUAUUCGAUAUGGAUUUG